Molecule: messenger RNA, 820 nt
Organism: Mauremys mutica (yellowpond turtle)
Lineage: Eukaryota; Metazoa; Chordata; Testudines; Geoemydidae
Product: phospholipase A and acyltransferase 3-like
Exons: 5
Coding region: 1-480 (159 amino acids)
Biological process (GO): N-acylphosphatidylethanolamine metabolic process
Cellular component (GO): cytoplasm
Molecular function (GO): A2-type glycerophospholipase activity; glycerophospholipid phospholipase A1 activity
Source: RefSeq, a predicted model, not a curated record
AUGGAUUGGAUACGGGAUCUAUGGGAUCUCCUUACUUCAGCAAUAAUGCUAGAGCCUGGGGAUCUGAUUGAAUUUCAGAGAAUGGGAUACCAACACUGGGGCAUCUAUGUGGGAAAGGGAUAUGUGGUCCACUUCACAUUUCCAGAGUUGGACGAGGGAUUGACUAAUAUGCUUAAUGGAGAAUUCUUCAAAGCCAAAGUGCAAAAGGAGCGUCUGAGGAACGUGGCUCGUGUUUCAAGCUAUGCUGUAAACAACCAAUUAGAUAAAAAGCACCCUCCAUUACCUCUUCCUCAUGUGGUAAAGAGAGCUGAGCACCUGGUGGGGAAGAAUAUAGACUACAAUCUAGUUAUGUCUAACUGUGAACAUUUUGCCACAAUGAUAAGAUAUGGCAUUGCUGAAUCACAGCAGGCAAUUUACUUUGAAGUGGAUGAAGGUUUUGUGAAGCAGAUAAAGAAAUGGCUAGCCGAGAUCAACGAGUAGCGUGUGGAUCGACAGCACAACACUCAACCUUGUCUAUGGAAAGAAAUACAUACAUGAUGCCUUCUCUGCAGGAGCUUCGAAGAGUAAAAAGGAAAGCUAGAUACUUUGAAAACCUAAACCUCUUUUCUAUUCAAUGCUGUAGAAUAGAAGAAAUUUUACUGCUAGUGGGCGGCUUCAUCAAAAUAAAAACCUAAAUAGUCCAACUCCAGUCACAAAAACCCAUAACUUCCUGGAUAAAUCACCAAUUCCAAUAUGCCUAGACCUAAAUGUAUAGUCCUGAUGUGUCUGAGAGAAUCUGCCAGUCAUCUGGAGGAGAACUGGCUGCAAAUUGAGGGGUUGA